UUUUUUUUUUUUUAAUCCCCGCACCAAGCGCUUAACCUCAUUGGGGUGGAGGAGAAGGCGGCGGCUGUCUGGUCCGCAGCGGCAACAGUAGCGAAUAAUACGACUAAUGGACUGCUGAAUUAUGAAGAAUUUCAGACCCAGUAGUAGAACCUCACUUGGCCACUCACUCCUUUAUCUUCUACUGGUUAUUUAAAUUGGACUUUUAAUAUCCUACCAGCUGCUCUUCAGACACACAUGGUGCAUUGUUGCCAUUCCCCGGAUUGCAUCUUUGAAACACAGGCUCUUAGUAGAUUUCAGCGAACAAAGAGGCAACCUCCUGGGUACAUUUACUGGGAGGGUGUCACCCUGACUGCCCUCUAGCUUCUGCCGGAUCUGGAUUUGAAUUCCACCAUGGAGCCUCGCAUGGAGUCCUGCCUGGCACAGGUGUUGCAGAAGGAUGUGGGGAAACGACUGCAGGUUGGCCAAGAACUUAUAGACUAUUUCUCAGACAAACAGAAGUCUGCUGACCUUGAACAUGACCAGACCAUGUUAGAUAAACUUGUGGAUGGGCUUGCUACCUCUUGGGUGAACUCUAGCAAUUACAAGGUGGUUCUUCUCGGCAUGGACAUCCUGUCCGCGCUGGUCACCCGGCUGCAGGAUCGGUUCAAGGCGCAGAUUGGCACAGUGCUGCCAAGUUUAAUAGACAGACUGGGAGAUGCUAAAGACUCUGUGCGAGAGCAAGACCAAACUCUGCUGCUGAAGAUCAUGGAGCAAGCUGCUAAUCCCCAGUACGUUUGGGACCGAAUGCUGGGAGGCUUCAAGCACAAGAAUUUCCGGACUCGGGAAGGCACGUGCCUCUGCCUUGUGGCCACACUCAAUGCCUCUGGAGCACAUACUUUAACACUAAGCAAGAUUGUGCCACAUAUAUGUAAUUUACUUGGAGAUCCAAACAGCCAGGUUCGAGACGCAGCAAUAAACAGCUUAGUGGAGAUUUACAGACACGUGGGAGAACGUGUGAGGGCAGACCUCAGUAAAAAAGGAUUGCCGCAGUCCCGGUUGAAUGUAAUUUUUACAAAAUUUGAUGAAGUCCAAAAAUCUGGAAACAUGAUACAAUCAGCAAACGAUAAAAAUUUUGAUGAUGAAGAUUCUGUGGACGGUAAUAGACCUUCCUCUGCUAGUUCUACAUCGUCCAAAGCUCCGCCCAGCUCACGGAGAAACGUUGGAAUGGGGACCACCCGCCGGCUUGGGUCAUCCACUCUCGGAUCCAAGUCUUCAGCUGCAAAAGAAGGAGCUGGUGCUGUUGAUGAAGAGGACUUUAUUAAAGCAUUUGAUGAUGUACCUGUAGUGCAGAUUUAUUCCAGCCGAGAUCUUGAGGAAUCCAUAAACAAGAUUAGGGAAAUAUUAUCUGACGACAAGCAUGAUUGGGAGCAAAGAGUAAAUGCUCUAAAAAAGAUAAGAUCUUUACUUUUGGCUGGUGCUGCUGAGUAUGAUAACUUCUUUCAACAUUUGCGUCUUUUGGAUGGAGCCUUUAAACUAUCUGCUAAGGACCUGCGGUCUCAGGUAGUGCGGGAGGCUUGUAUCACAUUGGGGCAUCUGUCAUCAGUUCUGGGGAAUAAGUUUGACCAUGGAGCUGAAGCCAUUAUGCCAACUAUCUUUAAUUUAAUUCCAAAUAGUGCCAAAAUUAUGGCCACAUCCGGUGUUGUAGCUGUUAGGUUAAUCAUUCGGCACACACACAUCCCUAGGCUAAUACCUGUCAUAACAAGCAACUGUACCUCUAAGUCUGUCGCAGUUAGAAGGCGCUGUUUUGAAUUUUUAGAUUUACUUUUACAAGAGUGGCAGACACAUUCACUGGAACGACAUAUAUCAGUAUUAGCUGAAACAAUAAAGAAGGGAAUACAUGAUGCGGAUUCCGAAGCAAGGAUAGAAGCCAGAAAGUGCUACUGGGGUUUUCACAGUCACUUCAGCAGAGAAGCAGAGCACUUGUACCACACCCUCGAGUCCUCCUACCAGAAGGCCCUGCAGUCCCACCUGAAGAACUCCGACAGCAUCGUGUCUCUGCCCCAGUCUGACCGCUCCUCCUCGAGUUCUCAGGAGAGUCUGAACCGGCCGCUCUCUGCCAAAAGAAGUCCUACUGGAAGCACCACCUCUAGAGCUUCUACAGUUAGCACCAAAUCCGUGUCAACGACCGGAUCGCUCCAGCGGUCUCGAAGCGAUAUUGACGUGAACGCAGCAGCCAGUGCCAAGUCCAAGGUGUCUUCGGCCUCGGGAGCUACGCCUUUCAGCUCAGCAGCAGCCUUGCCUCCCGGGUCAUAUGCAUCCUUAGGUCGGAUCCGCACGAGACGGCAGAGCUCUGGGAGCGCCACCAAUGUCGCCACCACACCUGAUAGUCGAGGCCGCAGCCGCGCCAAAGUGGUUUCACAGUCCCAGCGAUCCAGAUCUGCUAAUCCUGCUGGUGCUGGCAGCCGGUCAAGUUCCCCAGGGAAAUUGUUGGGAAGUGGUUAUGGUGGCCUUGCUGGGGGUUCCUCAAGAGGCCCACCUGUGACCCCCUCUUCAGAAAAACGAAGCAAGAUUCCCAGGAGUCAGGGAUGUAGCCGAGAAACAAGUCCAAACCGAAUAGGAUUAGCACGGAGCAGCCGUAUCCCUCGACCCAGCAUGAGUCAGGGGUGCAGCCGUAAUACCAGCUGUGAGAGCAGCCGCGAUACGAGCCCCGCUCGGGGCUUUCCUCCACUCGACCGGUUUGGGCUUGGCCAGGCAGGAAGAAUACCUGGCUCUGUGAAUGCCAUGCGAGUUCUGAGCACAAGUACAGACCUCGAAGCUGCUGUCGCCGAUGCUUUGAAGAAGCCUGUGAGGAGGAGGUACGAGCCGUAUGGGAUGUAUUCGGAUGAUGACGCCAACAGCGAUGCCUCGAGUGUUUGCUCUGAGCGCUCGUACGGCUCCAGGAAUGGUGGCAUUCCCCAUUAUCUGCGGCAGACUGAGGACGUAGCAGAAGUUCUCAACCACUGUGCCAGUUCCAACUGGUCAGAAAGGAAAGAAGGGCUUCUAGGCCUGCAGAACUUACUGAAGAGCCAAAGAACACUGAGUCGAGUAGAAUUGAAAAGAUUGUGUGAGAUCUUCACCCGAAUGUUUGCUGACCCUCACAGCAAGAGAGUUUUCAGUAUGUUUUUGGAGACUCUUGUGGAUUUUAUUAUAAUUCAUAAGGAUGACUUGCAAGACUGGCUUUUUGUUCUUCUCACACAAUUACUUAAGAAAAUGGGAGCAGAUUUACUUGGAUCUGUGCAAGCAAAAGUUCAGAAGGCUCUAGAUGUCACCAGGGACUCCUUUCCAUUUGAUCAACAGUUUAACAUUUUGAUGAGAUUUAUUGUGGAUCAAACUCAAACUCCUAACCUCAAGGUCAAAGUUGCAAUCCUGAAGUACAUUGAGUCCCUCGCUCGGCAGAUGGAUCCAACAGAUUUUGUAAACUCUAGUGAGACGAGGCUUGCUGUUUCUAGAAUUAUAACCUGGACGACAGAACCAAAGAGUUCAGACGUGAGAAAGGCAGCACAAAUUGUGCUGAUCUCUCUGUUUGAAUUGAACACUCCUGAAUUCACCAUGUUACUUGGUGCCUUGCCAAAAACAUUCCAGGAUGGUGCCACCAAACUCCUGCAUAACCACCUCAAGAAUGCCAGUAACACCAGUGUGGGCUCUCCGAGCAAUACAAUUGGCCGGACUCCCUCCCGACACACCAGCAGCAGGACCAGCCCCCUGACCUCCCCCACCAACUGUUCCCAUGGGGGCCUAUCUCCCAGUCGCUUGUGGGGUUGGAGUGCCGAUGGCCUAUCGAAGCACCCACCUCCCUUUUCUCAGCCCAACUCCAUUCCCACCGCUCCCUCCCACAAGACUCUCAGGCGUUCUUACUCUCCCAGCAUGCUGGAGUAUGAUACAGAGAACCUGAACUCGGAAGAAAUUUAUAGUUCUCUGCGUGGAGUUACGGAAGCCAUUGAAAAGUUUAGUUUUCGAAGCCAAGAGGAUCUGAAUGAGCCAAUUAAACGAGAUGGCAAGAAGGACUGUGAUAUUGUGUCCCGCGAUGGUGGAGUUGCCUCGCCUGCCACGGAGGGCCGGGGAGGCAGCGAUGUGGUGGAAGGAGGCAGAACAGCUCUGGAUAACAAGACGUCCCUCCUCAACACCCAGCCUCCACGCGCCUUCCCAGGGCCGCGGGUGCGAGACUACAAUCCAUACCCCUACUCCGACACCAUCAACACCUAUGACAAGACAGCCCUGAAGGAGGCCGUGUUUGAUGAUGACAUGGAGCAGCUUCGAGACGUACCCAUUGACCAUUCUGACUUGGUGGCCGACCUUCUGAAGGAGCUGUCCAACCACAACGAGAGGGUGGAGGAACGGAAAGGUGCCCUGCUGGAGCUGCUCAAGAUCACCCGGGAAGACAGCCUGGGCGUCUGGGAGGAACACUUCAAGACCAUUUUGCUCCUGCUGCUGGAGACGCUUGGGGACAAAGACCAUUCCAUCCGAGCACUAGCAUUGAGAGUUUUACGGGAAAUUCUGAGAAACCAGCCAGCAAGAUUUAAAAACUAUGCCGAGCUGACCAUUAUGAAGACUCUGGAAGCCCAUAAAGAUUCCCAUAAGGAGGUAGUGCGAGCGGCCGAGGAGGCGGCAUCCACGCUGGCCAGCUCCAUCCACCCGGAGCAGUGCAUCAAAGUCCUCUGUCCCAUCAUCCAGACGGCUGACUACCCCAUCAACCUCGCCGCCAUCAAGAUGCAGACCAAAGUCGUCGAGAGGAUCGCCAAGGAGUCCUUGUUGCAGCUCCUCGCCGACAUCAUCCCGGGCUUGCUACAGGGUUAUGACAACACCGAAAGCAGCGUGCGUAAGGCCAGCGUGUUUUGCUUAGUGGCAAUUUAUUCCGUAAUUGGAGAAGAGCUGAAACCUCACCUCGCACAGCUCACGGGGAGCAAGAUGAAGCUACUAAACUUAUAUAUAAAGAGGGCCCAAACCACGAACAGUAACAGCAGCUCCUCAUCCGACGUGUCCACACACAGCUAAUGGCAGCACCAGAGUCUCUUCGUGUAGCCCUAGAAGCAGUCGGUGGUGCCUCUCCGAGACCUUCCCCCACCCUCCCCCUCAUCGGCUGCCCAAUCAGUACAAGGAGGCCCGCAAAUAUUUAUUACAAUCAGUAUUUUGGUCCCUUCCAGCUUUUGUGUAGAAUCUUACUGGUAUUGAAUGUAAAGGAAGCAAGGCCUGUAUUGCAGUCCUCAUACGAAACAAAUGGAAUAAGAAAAGAGCCAUACUUAAAUGCAUCUUGUACAGCCUGCUGAGAUCAUAAAACCAUGUGUGUGGGGUGCACCUUCAAAAAAUCGGAGCUCUCUGGCCAAUACUUGGUAGAAAGUAGCAUUUUCUCUUAGUUACUAACAUUUGAGGAGGGUAUGUUAAUUUGUGUUUCUCUCUCACUUCGCUUUCUUCCUUCUGGAUACGGCCUGUGACCCCAGGAAAGGGUCAUACAUCUUUCAGUUGUAUUGUGAGACCUACUAAGAAUGUGAGUCCACGUCUUGGCAAGAAACAGAGAAAAGCCUGAAGAUGGUCUUGUAACAACCACGUGGGAUUUUGCUUGUACAGGAUCUAGCCUGGAGGCC
Messenger RNA from Odobenus rosmarus divergens (Pacific walrus), 5597 nucleotides. It is a transcript of the gene CLASP1, whose product is annotated as cytoplasmic linker associated protein 1. Gene Ontology annotation, molecular function: kinetochore binding; microtubule binding. Gene Ontology annotation, cellular component: cytoplasmic microtubule; microtubule organizing center; spindle microtubule. The coding region runs from base 391 to 5010 and encodes 1539 amino acids. The record is from RefSeq and is a predicted model, not a curated record. The transcript is spliced from 40 exons. Gene Ontology annotation, biological process: mitotic spindle assembly. NCBI's taxonomy places the organism in Eukaryota, Metazoa, Chordata, Mammalia, Carnivora, Odobenidae.